Messenger RNA from Quercus robur (English oak), 865 nucleotides. RefSeq names its product histidine-containing phosphotransfer protein 4-like. The transcript is spliced from 6 exons. Bases 222 to 674 code for a protein of 150 amino acids. Lineage: Eukaryota; Viridiplantae; Streptophyta; Magnoliopsida; Fagales; Fagaceae. Gene Ontology annotation, molecular function: histidine phosphotransfer kinase activity; protein histidine kinase binding. Gene Ontology annotation, cellular component: cytoplasm; nucleus. Gene Ontology annotation, biological process: phosphorylation; cytokinin-activated signaling pathway; phosphorelay signal transduction system. The record is from RefSeq and is a predicted model, not a curated record.
CUCUAUGCAAAAAAAGGAAAGAAGGAAGAAAAAAAAGUAUGCCUUGUCCUCUAUAUAUUAAAUCCUUCACUUCUCACUCUUCUCUCCAGUAUAUAAACUCAUUGCCAUAUUGCAUUCUCAUCACUCAAUCCAUCAAGUUGUAGCCUAUCUCCCCCUUUCUCUCACACACUUACAUAUAAACAUAUAUACCUUUUGCUUGUUUGCUAGACGUUACCUCUAAAAUGGAGAGGAGUCAGUUGCUCAGACAGGUUGCCCACCAGAGACAGACUCUCUUUGAUGAGGGACUCCUAGACGAACAAUUUGCCCAAUUGGAGGAGUUGCAAGAUCGUACUAAUCCAAAUUUUGUCGAGGAAAUUGUCACAACUUACUACCAGGAUACAUCUAGACUAAUCCUCAACAUAGAGCAGGAAUUGGAGAGGAGGCCACUUGAUUAUGGUAGGCUGGAUGGCUAUAUGUAUCAAUUCAAGGGAAGUAGCACAAGCUUUGGAGCCAAAAAGGUUAAAGCUGAGUGCUCAUUGUUCAGGGAAUAUUGCAGAGCAGGAAAUGGAGAAGGAUGCAUGAGAACUUUCCAACAACUGAAGAGAGAAUAUGCCACACUAAAAAGGAAACUUGAAGCUUACUUUCAGCUAGCAAGACAAGCUAGGCUCACCCAGACAGCAUCUCGACCCGGGUAAGGAAUUGAUCAAAAAGAAAGUCAGGGACAGAUCCUAGCUACUUGUGUUAAAGUGAGAUUGGGGAACUUUGUACUUUGUCUGUGUACGAAUUCACCCUAGGAAUGUUUUGGUUUCUCAGUAACCUAUGUUUUUUUUUUCUUUGGUAGAAUAGUAACCUAUGUUUUUAUAUAUGUAUCUUAGCUCAUAAAUAA